AUGGCGGGUACAGAUGACAUCGCCUCAUUGCAGGCACGCAUUGCACAGCUGGAGGAAGACCUUGCUGAUGCCCGGGAGAAUCAGGCCGCAUCAAAGGAGCUCGAAGACGAACUCAUGAAGGAGCUGGAGGCAAACGAAACCGCUCUCGAUCAGGCGCAGCAGAAGCAGGACCUGUUACAGCGCGAUAUCCAAUCAUGGAAGGACAAAUACCAACAAGCAACGACAGAAGCCUCCAAAGCGCAGACGACGAUGCAGAAGGAGAUCGAUUCGUUGCGAGAGAUACAAAAGAAACUCAAGCUGCAGCUACGUGAGGUUGAAGUGAGUAAUGAUGAGAUUGAGAGGAACGAGCGAGUACACCAGUCGGACUUGGAGAGACUAAGGGCAGAGCAUGAGGCGUUGUUGGAACAGCAUGCAAUGCUGGAGAGUGAUUAUGCAGCGACGGAGAGUUUACGAGCAGAUAACCAGCGUCUACGCGAUGAGCUUCGGGAUGCAAACGCAGAGAUUUCGGUCCUGCAAGCGAAGAUUGCGAAGUUAGAGAAAGAGGGACCAGCAUUGAUUCCGUCUGCAUCGUCAAUGAGCGACGUUCCAUCACCGCCGCCAAGUAAUGCUGGCACUCGCGUGUCGAACUCUGUUCAGCCAAGUCGAAGGGCGUCUGUAGCUCACUCAGAAGUCUCACUGUCGCGGCGGCCCAGCGGGACUACAUCAGAACCCCCUGCCCGAUCACGCGGCAACCCUCGUCGCGAGUCCAGUGCAUGGCUCAAAGUACAGGAGCUCAAAGCCAGAACAGAACGAAUGCGUGGUCAGCUUUCCUCUACAUUCAAUGUUCGCCCAUGUUCACGCGCAGGAAGCCGGAACGAUGAUCGACCAGCGAGCCGCGCAAGCCGUCCAGGGUCCGCUUUGUCGCACUCCUCCCUGAGGUCCCGCAGAUUGAGCUCAGCACAUUCCGAUGUGUCUUCCAUCAGGAGUCCGCCUUUUGGGCACGCGACACUUGCAGCUGAUUCUGCAUUGCUGUCACCCGAUUCAAUGAGACCUAGCGCGGCACACGGCCGCAGGCCAAGGCCUUUGUCAAUACAGGGUCCUUCAGCGAUUGCAACUGCUCCCGUACCGGAAGUGUCUACGCCGACAGAGGAGAACCCUCCGACGAACGACAUGACCCCGAAAGCGGCGCUGCCAUCACACCUUACAGAGAAGUCGAAGCUGUACUCGCCGAGUCAUCUGCCUCUGAACCUGCCACGGAAAGUUGGAGCAAUAGAUACGUCGCGCGUACCAAGAUCACGAGUCAAUAAUUCAAUAUCAAGCAGCAUGAGUAUGGCCGACCGACGCAAGAGUCUGCAGAUUCCGAAUACGGCGACCGUCUCGCUUGCCCACCUUAGAUCCGCUUCCUCAGAACGGCAGUCAGCUGGAACGGUUGAGAAACUCAUCAGUGCACCAAUAAAGGUGGAAUCCCCCGCCAGGAGUGGAAUCCCUAAGUCUCCCACUGGAAGCCCUAGCAGGUUACCGGCGCCGUCAUUUCUCAGGCAGAAGAGGAUGAGUUUACAUCCCGGUUUGAAAAGCCUGAGUACAGGAGAGUGA
This is a messenger RNA of Saitoella complicata NRRL Y-17804, 1572 nucleotides long. RefSeq lists its product as uncharacterized. Gene Ontology annotation, biological process: microtubule nucleation; establishment of mitotic spindle orientation; mitotic centrosome separation. Gene Ontology annotation, molecular function: microtubule binding. Gene Ontology annotation, cellular component: centrosome; kinesin complex; kinetochore. Bases 1 to 1572 code for a protein of 523 amino acids. The record is from RefSeq and is a predicted model, not a curated record. The transcript is spliced from 2 exons. Lineage: Eukaryota; Fungi; Ascomycota; Saitoellomycetes; Saitoellales; Saitoellaceae.